AUCAUACAUCCUACAGCUCAUUAGCACACAGACAUAGAAGUCUGUGUGCUAAGUCUCAUAGAAGUAGAUUUAUAGGUUGUAGUUAUGGCCUAAAGCCCCAGUGACUUCUUUGUACGACUCACACCACCGUGACCUCAAACAUUUUUUAUUCUCUCUACAGCGUCUGAAACAGCAGGGCAGAACCAGAGCUCGUUCACAGAACCUCCCAGCUGGGCCGACUGCCCUCAGCUGUAGGUGUAACUGAUGGAUGGACUGAGCAGCAGCUGCUGAUCUAAUCAGCACAGGUGACUGCAGUAUAUGCUGAUUAACAGAGAAACAGAAACGUGUGAAACGGCAGAGGAUUUUUGAACAAUCCCAGUGUUAGUUUGCAGCAUGUUUGUGAUUCUUGUCUUACUUUUAUUUACCACGUCCACCACUGCACAGUGACACCUGAAAUCACAGCAUUGAUUUUCUCAGCUGGAGUGAGGAAGAUGCGGUGAAUCCUGCAGUUUCCAGACAGCGCUGCAGUCAUUUACAGACGGGUUUAUCUGCAGCAACCUCUAAUUACGCUCUGCCCUGAUUUUGAAAUCCAAACUCUCUAUCGGACGGUGCCGACGGUCCUCCACGUCGUAAAAGUGCAGCCACCACUUUCCACAGCAAUUCAUCAUAGCCCUGCGUGAGGUGGAACUGAGGGGAUUUGUGAAUGGACAAGGGGCGGAUCCAGUCAGACUCACGUAACUCUCCUCCUCCUCCUCCUCCUCCUCCUCCUCCUGCAGCAGCUGGAGACGCUCACAGAGAAAAGAGCAGUCUGAUGUGGAGCGACAGCAGUGCUGAACCUCACAAACUCAUACGCACCGACCCCAACAGCCUGGCAUCACACACUUCUGCUGUGCAGCAGUGUGAGACGGAGGAGCCUGGUAGAAGAGAGCUGAGGUCAGAGCACAAGGAUGGACGCUUCACUCCUGCUCUUUCUGCUGCUGUUUAAUGGAGUUCUGCCUAAAGGGUCUUCAGUGCAGAUGUGCGACGUGAUGAACGAGGUCGAGCAGGAGAAGGAGCGCUGCGAGAACAGCACAGCUGGAAACGUCACUUCAGGUUGCCAGGGAACAUGGGAUAUCGUCGCCUGUUGGCCUUCAGCCAGAGUUGGAGAGGUGGUUACCAUAACCUGCCCCACUUACUUCAGUUACUUCAAUGACCAACACAAAGGUAAUCUCUCCAAAACCUGCACAGAGAAUGGCUGGACUGAGAUGAAGCCCAUUGAUAUCGCUGUAAACUGUGGAUACAAUGUCAACAGCACCAGUGAUGAUGGUAAGUUUUUUUUGCAGGUGAAGAUUGGCUACACCAUCGGCCACAGUGUUUCUCUGGUUUCUCUCACCACAGCCAUUGUCAUCCUGUGCAUCUUCAGGAAGCUGCACUGCACCAGGAACUACAUCCACAUGCACUUGUUUGUAUCGUUCAUCCUGAAGGCCAUCGCCGUCUUCAUCAAGGACGUGGUGCUGUAUGAAGUCGGGGAGGUGGAAAACUGCUCCUCCGCCUCUGUUGGCUGCAAGGCCGCGAUUGUGUUUUUCCAGUACUGUAUAAUGGCCAGUUUCUUCUGGCUGCUGGUGGAGGGUCUUUAUCUUCACGCAUUAUUGGCCGUCUCUUUCUUCUCAGAGAAGAAAUACUUCUGGGCUUACAUCCUGAUUGGCUGGGGAGGUCCAACAAUUUUCAUCACAGCGUGGAGCAUCGCCAAAGCCUACUACCAUGAUGUGGGGUGCUGGGAUAUAAUUGAGACCACUGAUGUUUUCUGGUGGAUCAUCAAAGCUCCCAUCCUGGCAUCAAUCUUAAUGAACUCCAUCCUUUUCAUCUGCAUCAUCCGCAUACUUCGCCAGAAGAUCAACUGUCCCGAUAUUGGCAGGAACGAGUCAAACCAGUAUUUGAGACUGGCAAAAUCCACGCUGCUUUUGAUUCCACUGUUUGGAAUAAAUUUCAUCGUGUUUGCCUUCAUCCCGGAGCAAGUAAAGACUGAGUUACGGAUGAUUUUUGACUUGAUCCUGGGGUCGUUUCAGGGUUUUGUGGUUGCUGUGCUUUACUGCUUCCUUAAUGGAGAGGUUCAAUCGGAGAUCAAGAGGAAAUGGCGGCGGUGGAACCUGCAGCGAUACAUGGACUCUUACACCAAGUACCAACACCCGUCCAUCGGCAGCAGCAACAACUUCAGCACUCAGAUCACCAUGCUGACACGAUGUAGCCCCAAAGCUCAACGGGGAUCCUCGUCCUGUCACGACGAUUUGUCCAGCAUGUGAUUCGCACAGACCGUGAAAGGUGGCUCCACGUCUCCAUGCCAAAAACAGGGGAAGAGUGUACAGGACGCAGGUGAAGCUGUAGCUGUGGGAGAAGAUUCACAGAACAGGGACAAAGAGAGAAUCCAGGCGACAGAUGCACCUGAGAAACGACCCUGUGGCCAAUCAUCCUAUCUCCAUGACUCUUACAAAAAACUAGCUUUCACACAUUAGCUUUACGCUCUUUGUAUUUUGGUGCAAGUGACCGGUAAAUGUUUAAUUAAUGUUGUUACCAAAUUGUGAUCGAUAGUGAUUACGUUCUCUCUGUGCUCACACGCCAGUUAACUGUGACAGAUGAAUGUUAGUAGUGGAAGGAUGCUAACGGGAAUCACCCCCACAAACACGCCAUCUGAUCUAAUUAAACCCAGAUUAAAAGAAAAAUCCCUAAGUGGAUUCUGGGACAUUAAAUAAACAGGACUGAUGCAGAGACACGACAGUUGGAGGUUUUAUUUCAACACCGAAUGCAAAGUCAGGUGUAGUUACUACAGUAAGAGAUUAAAUCUGUUGUUUGGUUAACUGCUUAAACAAUCAAAAUAAACAACAAACAAUAAACAAACAAAAGAAUAGAUUUUAGUAUUUUACAUACAAACUUAAUUUAAGUUGUUGUUACUAAGCCUAUAAUACCUAUCCACCUAUAAUAAAAAGUAAAGCCUAGAGGAUUUGCAUCUGUCCCAACAUAUAUCACCCAACGUGAUAUAGUCAGUUAAUGAUCAACCAAUAGAACAAAGUUGGUCAGCUAAAGCAAAUGAACUGCGUUCUUUGUUUUUCUGGCCGAGCAGAUUCAAUUUGUCACCGAACCUCACAGUGGAGUUUAUAUUGCAUCUUUGUAAUUAAUUUUUAAAAAAAAAGAGCAAAAGUCUCAGUGGGACAUUUUCUCAUUAGACAAACGUCUGGCUGAUGAUCAGCUGGCAACUUUAUUUUCCAUACAUCAACUGAAUCAGGCUUCACACUGGUCGGCCGGGAGGAUGCUGAUUCACAGUGAUGGUCGUGAAAAAAACAAAAAAAAAAUCAAUGCCCUUCUCUGCACUAUCACUCUCAUAAGAGACUGUUUGCCCUUUGCUACCACUUCUAUCAGUACAGCCCCUCCGCUUGUAUCUGUCUGUGACUUGGUGCAUAUGAUGGGAUGUGUGUGUUUGAACACUGGAGGCAGUUUUGUGCUGAUAAGUGCUGAGCGUCUGCUGGAGUCGGUCCUCUGUGGCUCUGCAGGGGAAAUGCCUUUAAGUAAUGCAGUCCCUGAAUGUUUACAUUUUCUUUGUAGGAGUCAUUUCAUGUUGUACAGUAAGUACACAGUGUAAAGUGUAAUGAAUUACUAUGGAUUGUGGUGCCCUGCUGGAUGGUAACGUUGGCUACAACAUCAGCAGUGUGUCACACUGUAACUGUUUGUUUAUGCUUCUACAUCGUGGGAGAUUUAAUGCCUUACCAGGAACUUCAAAUGUCUCCUGUUUAUGGAGCCGUCUUUGUUUCACCCUCAGUGUUUUCUUUUGUUUUGUAAAACCUAUGUAUUUAAAAACAUUCAGCUUUUUGUGUGAGUAAAAUAUCUCUUAAUUUUGUUAUUGCUAUUUUUUUAAGCUAACCUUGUUUUGCCCUAAUGUCUCUUUUUUUGAUAUAACAUUCAUCCACUUAUUGUCAUGCAGUGAGUUUAAUAUGUUUGUUAUCUUGUGAUGUUUUGUAAUUAGGGGGCACUAUUAAGCUUCAUUUGGUGGCAUUAGCAUAUGCUCUUUUUGUUUGUUUGUUUGUUUGUUUUACAAUGUAUAGUUGUACCUUGCUUUAUUUGGUUUGGUUUGUUGCUAGUUAGCUUCCUGAAAUGCUUUGACUAUCUAUAGAUCUUUAUUUAAAUCUUUCACCUGUAACUUUUUAUCUUUAAACCUGCAUUAGCCUAGUUUACCAAGUAAAAAAGCACACCUAUGGACAUCUUUCACUCAAAAAUACCAGUGUCUUCUAACCUUUAACCAUUUAGCUGUAAAGUAUUUUUCAUAUCAAAACUGAAAGCUUAUUUUGUACCAUUGUCUGGUUCCUCUCUGCUGUGUUAAUGUGAUGUACAGUAUUUAUAGUUGAAUUUACCAGUGUACCUCCCAUACUGUUGUAAUGUACCACAGGUUUUUGAGCUGGCAUGAUUGUUGUGUGUCAGUGAGGUCAUAAUAAAACCCUGUGUUAAUAUUUUAACCAACAAUCAUUUUAUCUAUAAGAAUUAUAACUAUAAACGGUAUAAUCGAUUUACGGUGUAAAAUAUCACACCGCUUGGUUUUGUAAACUGGAUAUUGUGUUGUAAUAUAACAUUUUGUUUUGUUGUUAUUGCAGUACUAGUGGAUACUGUCGGUAAUAUGGUAUUUAUAUUGUAAAUAUAACCGUUUGUUGUACAGUGUUCCAUUCAAACCUGUGUUGUUCAGGCAGAGGAAUUUAACUGACCACAAAAAUGUGACGUUGUUUCACUUCAUCUGUGUGAAAUAAAUUAUUUUACAUUUUAAUUUUCUUCAUACUUUGCUUUUGUGAUGUGUUUUCCUUCCUUUUUUUGAAUAUAUGAUUUAACAUAAUUUGCCUUUUGCUGCUGGUAAAGUAAUGUCUUUGAAACUACUCUUCAACAAUGACACAGUGGAGUAAUGUUAUUAGAGAGAAGCACAUUUAGUCCUUUAGGAAAUAAUAGAUAAAUUCUGUUCCAGCCUCAGCUCAGCAGAGAGAAAUCAUCAGUGACCUGCGGUUCUUCUUCUCUUUGUGUUCUGCUCAGGGUCAGGCUACUCUGGGUAGAGAAUGAAAUCGGAAAAAGUUCUAAAACGACACAAAGAAAACAUGUUUUUACAGCUUUGGACUUCCUGCUCUGAAAAAACUGCACAUUCCCUUCAACAUCAGUGUUUUCAACUUUUUUUUUGCAGAACAUCAAAUCCAUUUGUAUGUCUACUUCUAACAAAAGAAAUGUUGUCAACUCCA
Molecule: messenger RNA, 5216 nt
Organism: Cynoglossus semilaevis (tongue sole)
Lineage: Eukaryota; Metazoa; Chordata; Actinopteri; Pleuronectiformes; Cynoglossidae
Gene: vipr1b
Product: vasoactive intestinal peptide receptor 1b
Exons: 15
Coding region: 927-2258 (443 amino acids)
Biological process (GO): adenylate cyclase-modulating G protein-coupled receptor signaling pathway; cell surface receptor signaling pathway
Cellular component (GO): plasma membrane
Molecular function (GO): vasoactive intestinal polypeptide receptor activity; G protein-coupled peptide receptor activity; peptide hormone binding
Source: RefSeq, a predicted model, not a curated record